Molecule: messenger RNA, 1542 nt
Organism: Coffea arabica (coffee)
Lineage: Eukaryota; Viridiplantae; Streptophyta; Magnoliopsida; Gentianales; Rubiaceae
Source: RefSeq, a predicted model, not a curated record
UAAUGUGUUGCAGCCUGGUUAUCAUGUCAAGCCAGUUGGUCAUCAUUCUUUUUCUUGUCAAAAACUUGGCCAAAUUUCUGUACGCUUAUAUUCCAAUAACGAUGACAAAGAGCCAUUUCCUUCCGCUUUAUUAUCGUUGAGUGGUGAUGAUGGUUAUAGGAAUAAUUCAGUAACAGGAUUAGGGGGAACUUUUUUGUUCGGGAACUUAUUUCCAGGGAGCUUCUACCUCCGCCCUUUGUUGAAGGAGUAUGCAUUUUCACCUGCUGCACAGGCAAUUGAACUGGGUUCGGGUGAAUCCAGAGAAGUCGUCUUUCAUGCCACCCGUGUUGGUUACAGUGCAAUGGGUGUGGUUACUCUCUUGUCUGGUCAGCCAAAAGAAGGUAUCUCCAUAGAAGCUCGGGCAGAGUCUAGAGGUUUUUAUGAAGAGGCAGUUACAGACUCAUCUGGAAGUUACCGUUUGAGGGGACUUCUACCUGAGACAACUUAUACCAUCAGAGUAGCAAAGAAGGGCAAGUUUGCUAGCGGCCGCAUUGAGCGUGCAUCUCCAGAGGAACUUUCCAUUAAGGUUGAAUAUGAGGAUAUUAAGCAAUUGGAUUUUGUGGUUUUUGAACAUCCGGAGAUGACCAUUUUAAGCGGCCAUGUUGAGGGAAAGAGAAUAAAGGAACUACAUUCUCAUCUUCGAGUGGAAAUCAUGUCAGCAACUGAUCCAUUGAGGACAGAGGCUGUUUUUCCCUUGCCUUUGUCAAAUUUUUUUCAGGUGAAGGACUUGCCAAGGGGAAGGCACCUUGUGCAGCUUCAAUGUGUUCUACCAUCUACUACACACAGGUUAAGGUCUGAGGUUAUCGAGGUCGACCUAGAAAGACAGAGUAACAUACAUGUUGGUCCAAUCAAAUUUGAGGUUGAAGAGGAUCACCAGAAGCAGGAACUGACUGCAGCUCCUGUAUAUCCUUUAAUUGCCGGAAUUUCAGUGAUUGCGCUGUUCAUCAGUAUUCCAAGAAUAAGGGACUUGCACCAGGCAAUAGCAGGAUUGCAACUCUCUGGAUCGACUGGAACUGUAAAGAAAGAUGCCAAAAGACUAAUACCAAGAAAGAAGACUUGGUGAAGACUUUAUGCUCUGGAAUCUUGUAGGGAGAUCCGAGCAAGGCUGACUUACUUUUCGGAGAUUAAUCCUGAAAAGCUGUGCUGGUUACAUGAGCGGUCUCAUGUUUGUGCGAAGAUAUGAAUUUUGUUAGAUGAGAAGAAUGUAACUUAUCAAAUAUUGUCAGGUACUUACUUGUAAUCGUCCUUUUUUUUUUUUUUCAAAGUAGGGAUAGGAAGGGAAGAGGAACUUUGUUAUUCGGUGUUUGAAUUGAUUUUUGAAGGGAAAGGAAGGAGAGGUAGGGGGAUAAGGUUAGUUGUUUUACACAUGUUUCAUUUCGGUGCGAAAGUGGAGGAAAACAGAGGAAAGGUUUUCGACUAAAAUAGUACAGUACUGUCUCAGAUGUUGUUGUGUUAUUACAGAGAGUUAUAUAGCAGUAGUAGUGUCUACUGCCUUUCCCUCUC